CUCCUCUGCUUGAAGAUGGCGGCGGGCACGCGUGUGUCGAGCGGGCGCGAAGUGAACUCGGUGCCGGACGUCGGCGAGAGCCUGGGGGCGGCGGGCGGACAGGGGUUCGAUUUCCUGUGUAUGCCCAUCGUGCACCCCCGCUUCAGGAGGGAGUUCUGCGCCGGCCCGGCCAAGGACCGGCCGGCGGCCCUGACCCGCUCCGACCUGCUGCUGUCGGGCCGGGACUGGAACACGCUCAUCGUGGGCAAGCUGUCGCCAUGGAUACAGGCGGACUCGGAGGACGAGCAGGUGCGGAGAAACUCGGAGGAGGCCCUGCUGCAGGAGCUGAACUUUGCGGCCUACCUCGGCGUCCCCGCGUUCCUGCUGCCGCUGCGGCAGAUGAACAACAGUAACCUGGCCAGGGUGCUGGUCAACCACCUGCUGACCGGACACCACUCCACCAUCUUCUGGAUUCGGGUGCCCCUCAUCUCCUGGGAAGACAUGCGGGAGGACCUGGUGGAGAAUGACCCGGUGGUGCGCUCGGAGGACUGCAGCGAGGAGGAGACAACCUGGCUGUGGUGGCACCACUUCCGCUCCCUGUGUGAUUACAACAAGAGGAUCGCGCUGGCUCUGGAGGUCGGGCCGGACCUGCCGUCCGACGCUGUCAUCGACCGCUGGCUGGGGGAGCCCAUCAAGGCGGCCGUGCUGCCCACCAGCAUCUUCCUGACCAACAAGAAGGGCUUCCCCGUCCUCUCCAAGAUGCACCAGAACCUCAUCUACCGGCUCUUCAAGCUGGAGGUACAAUUUGUGAUCACCGGGUCAAACCGUCACUCGGAGAAGGAGUUCCGCUCCUACCUGCAGUACCUCGAGUAUCUCAACCAGCACCGACCCCCACCCAACUCCUACGAAACCUUCGCCAAGGGCUACGAGGACUACCUGCAGUGCCCGUUACAGCCCCUCAUGGAUAACCUGGAGUCUCAGACUUAUGAGAUUUUCGAGAAAGACCCCAUAAAAUACUCGCAGUACCAACAGGCUGUCUACAAGUGUCUGCUGGACAGAAUCCCAGAAAGUGAGAAGGACACAAACGUUCAUGUCCUGAUGGUGCUGGGAGCAGGCCGGGGGCCCCUGGUCAAUGCCUCACUGCGAGCUGCCCGACAGGCCGACCGGAAGAUUAAGGUCUUUGCCAUUGAGAAGAAUAUUAAUGCUGUUGUCACGCUCCAGAACUGGAAGUAUGAGGAGUGGGGGGACCAGGUGACAGUGGUCUCCUGUGACAUGAGGGACUGGCAGGCACCCGUCAAGGCAGACAUCAUUGUCAGUGAGCUGCUGGGCUCCUUCGGAGACAACGAGCUGUCGCCGGAGUGCCUGGAUGGAGCGCAGAGGUUCCUGAAGGAGGAUGGAGUCAGCAUACCCAGUGAGUACACCUCGUUCCUCGCUCCCAUCUCCUCCUCCAAGCUUUACAAUGAGGUGCGUGCCAGCAGGGAAAAGGAUCGAGACCCAGAGGCGCAAUUUGAGAUGCCAUAUGUGGUUCGACUGCACAACUUCCACCAGCUCGACGCUCCUCAGCCCUGCUUCACCUUCACCCACCCAAACCGAGGUGUCUUCAACAACAACCGGUACAAGUGCCUGGAGUUUGACAUCAAGCUGAAUACAGUGCUUCACGGCUUUGCGGGCUACUUUGAGACCAUCCUGUACAAGGACGUGAUGCUGAGUAUCCGCCCAGAGACUCACUCCCCAGGCAUGUACUCUUGGUUCCCCAUCCUUUUUCCCCUGAAGCAACCCAUCCCUGUGAAGGCGGGGGAAACUGUGUGCGCUCGCUUCUGGCGGUGCGCCAACCCCAAGAAGGUGUGGUACGAGUGGGCUGUGACCUCACCUGAAUGUUCCGCCAUCCACAACCCUACUGGCAGAUCUUACACCAUUGGCCUGUGAGGUGGUGUCCGUUGGCAGCCCUUGGACAUGUGUUCCACGAGUACUUCUGUGCAUGUUCGAUGGGUGGGUUAGUUGACAAGGCUUGGCCCUUACAUAGUGCUGCUGAACUCUGACGUAUGUUGAGGGGUUAAACUGUGUGAUGUGUUGACUGUUGCCGGAGGGGAGGUGGGAAUAGUAAUGUGGGAGGGUUCUGCUGGGGGAUAAUGUCACUCUAGCCCCCAUUUGGGGAUAUGUGAGUAUGCAUUGCAUUACUGACAUUAAAAUGAUUUCACUGCAGAAAUGU
Molecule: messenger RNA, 2188 nt
Organism: Pristis pectinata (smalltooth sawfish)
Lineage: Eukaryota; Metazoa; Chordata; Chondrichthyes; Rhinopristiformes; Pristidae
Gene: prmt5
Product: protein arginine methyltransferase 5
Exons: 1
Coding region: 16-1905 (629 amino acids)
Biological process (GO): regulation of DNA-templated transcription; peptidyl-arginine N-methylation
Cellular component (GO): nucleus; cytosol
Source: RefSeq, a predicted model, not a curated record